CUGUGCCGCUCUGGGUGGGUCCAGAGUCCGUGGGCCUCGGAGGCGGACCCACGUAUCACAAGAGGGAGAACCGGAGGCUCUCCCGAGCUCAGACGCGGGGCGGCCCGCCGCCUGCAGCCCCGGAAGCGCAUCCCCGCCUCCCCUCGCCUUCCUGUUGCCGGCGGUGCCCGGUGGUGCCCGGCUCCGCUCGUCCUCACUGUCCCAGCGCCUGCGCUGGCCCGGCCCAAGUCGAGCGCAGCAGUGAGUCCAGGGCCGCAGCUGGGACUCCCGAGCCCCUCAAACGGCCACGAGACUCGGAAAUCUUUCCAGGAGCAGUGUAAGGAAGAUAAGCACCCCUUGGACUGGCAAAGCCACCUGCCAAGCACUGCAGCCACCAUGCCCAAGAGAAAGGCAAAAGGAGAUGCUAAGGGUGAUAAAGCGAAGAUGAAGGAUGAACCACAGAGGAGAUCAGCACGGUUGUCUGCUAAACCUGCCCCUCCAAAACCAGAGCCCAGACCUAAAAAGGCCCCUGCAAAGAAAGGAGAGAAGCUGCCCAAAGGAAGAAAAGGAAAAGCAGAUACUGGCAAGGAUGGGAACAACCCUGCAAAAAACCAAGAUGCCUCUACAGUCCAGUCCCAGAAAGCAGAAGGCACUGGGGAUGCCAAGUGAAUGUAUGUUUUUGAUAGCUCUCUACUUCUAAUGACUCUAGUGUUUGAAAUGCUAUUUUUUUUAAGUCAAGUUUUAUAAAAAUGUAGGAUUGGGUUUUAUUUUUUUUUAAGUUAUGUUGUUAGCACCCAGGACACUUUGUUGUUUUUUGUGGAAAGGGCAAAUACCACUAAUAGAGUGUAUCUCAGAAA
Molecule: messenger RNA, 836 nt
Organism: Microcebus murinus (gray mouse lemur)
Lineage: Eukaryota; Metazoa; Chordata; Mammalia; Primates; Cheirogaleidae
Gene: HMGN4
Product: high mobility group nucleosomal binding domain 4
Biological process (GO): chromatin organization
Cellular component (GO): nucleus; chromatin
Molecular function (GO): nucleosomal DNA binding
Source: RefSeq, a predicted model, not a curated record